AUGCGUUUCAAUAACAACCUCUUUUUGCUCGCCUCCUUCUUCGGCGCUGCAACCGCUUUCCGUCGAACUUGCACGCCCGACACCACUAGUGACGUCGCCGGCACCGGCUGUUACACUUUGACAGAAUCCGACCUUUGGGAGAACAUCGCGGCUGACUUUUGCACCAAUCUACCCGAGCUAAAAAAAAUGAACCCUGGCUCCUCUUCUAAACCAGGAGAAAUUCUCAAAGUUCCUUGCCAAGCUCGAAAGCGCGAUUGCUCUAGGAUCCCGGGCCAGGGAUAUGGGUAUUAUACGGUCGUCGAAAGCGACGACUUGGCACUUAUUGCGAUGGAUUUCUGCAUAGAUACUUUAGCUUUGCAGCGACUAAACCCGAAGGUUGUUACGGGCUACAAAGUCGCACCUGGCGUGGUCCUCGAAGUUCCUUGCGCUUGGAACUAG
Molecule: messenger RNA, 438 nt
Organism: Drepanopeziza brunnea f. sp. 'multigermtubi' MB_m1
Lineage: Eukaryota; Fungi; Ascomycota; Leotiomycetes; Helotiales; Drepanopezizaceae
Source: RefSeq, a predicted model, not a curated record